Molecule: messenger RNA, 396 nt
Organism: Trichoderma aggressivum f. europaeum
Lineage: Eukaryota; Fungi; Ascomycota; Sordariomycetes; Hypocreales; Hypocreaceae
Exons: 1
Coding region: 1-396 (131 amino acids)
Biological process (GO): DNA-templated transcription
Cellular component (GO): RNA polymerase I complex; RNA polymerase II, core complex; RNA polymerase III complex
Source: RefSeq, a predicted model, not a curated record
AUGUCUGGAGCAGGAAGUGGCGAUGCUACGCUUUUCGAGGAAAGCUUCACCGUGACGGAAUAUGACCAGUCCAAAUACGACAGAGUCGCCCGCAUAUCAUGCACGUCUAGUGACUCCCAGACCGUCAUGACCCUGGACAUCAACAUUGAGCUGUUCCCAUGCUCCGUGUCCGAUACGCUACAUGUUGUCCUGACCACCACGUUAUCACCAGACGGCAGCAAGGAGGACGAUAAGGGCUGGCGAGAUGUCGGCAAGGCUGGCGAUGCUCCGGCAACUCUUGCCGACCUCUACGACUAUGUGUGCUACGGAAAGAUAUACAAAUUCGAGGAGACAUUUGAUGGCAAUACCAUGUAUGCGGGUCCAAAGACAAACUCUAGAGAAUUCUGUUUCUGUUGA